AUGGCUAGUUACAGGCCUGGUGGAGCAGGUCCAGAUGAAGCCUGGAAGAUGUUCCAGGGGCUGGAGCACUUCUCCUANGAGCUCUGGAGAAAGGGAAAAACAUACUGCUUGACUGAAGGGAAGGAACAGAAUUUCAGAGUUGAUCUUCCUUUCUGUUUUCUUCUAAGGUUUGCUGACAUAAAGGAGGGAGAGGUAGUAAGGCACGAUGGGAAGAGGUCUGAUGGUUACCUGGAGCACAUUUUUAAACAUGCUGCAAAGGAGCUUUUUGGCAUGGAUGUCAAGGAAAUCACCUACAAAGCAUUAAAGAACAAGGACUUCCAAGAAGUUACCCUUGAGAAGGAUGGGGAGACAGUGCUGCGCUUUGCAGCAGCUUAUGGCUUUAGAAAUAUCCAAAACAUGGUCCUGAAGUUGAAAAAAGGAAAGUUUUUGUACCAUUUUGUAGAAGUCCUUGCCUGCCCAGGAGGGUGCCUAAAUGGCAAAGGCCAGGCCCAGACUGAGGAUGGCAAGCCAGACAGAGCCCUGCUUGCCCAGAUGGAGGAGGUGUACGCUGCCAUUCCCGUCCGGCUGCCAGAAACCAACCUGCACGUACAGAAGGUGUACCAGGACUGGCUGGAGGGCAUGGACUCCAAGAAGGCCCAGGAGACUUUGCACACCACAUACAGUGCAGUGAAUCAAAGCACGAGCAGUUUGGACAUCAAGUGGUAACAGAUGACAGGGCAGAGCUGUGCUGAGCUCUGGGGUCACCACGGGGACCCUCUAUGCAACCACGGAGCACCAGCCAGGGUGAGUGAGGCACUGCCCAGCUGGGGACUGUUCCUGGGGAAGAACCACUGCUUUGCAAAACCACAGAAGUCUCCAAAAGCUCUGGUUCCUGCCACUGUCAUUUAACUUUUACUGUGUGUCGUUUCAUGGAUUUCUUCAUUCAAAAACGUGAUCUCGCAAGGUCCAGAAGCCCUUUGGGAGUGUAAUUCCUGAAGAAGUUACUCCCUGGAGUGAAGCAUUCCAUUCACUUCACAGCAUGGGCUCCUCCAAGAGGGUGAGAUGAUUUUACUCCUACUCCUAGGUGUGCAAUCCCUGUCAUCACAGGAGAACAGUCCACAGGAAUUUCAGUAUUGUUGCAGUUGGUGUGAAGUAACUUGGGAUUUACUUGUCUGGCUAAGGAAAAAGCCCUUUAAAAGGACAAGUGAGUAUAUGAAGAGAUGUAAUGAAUUUCUAUAUGCCUUGUAUCUGUAAUUCAGCAAAAAAAUACUCAGUUCCAAACUAGCCACCAUUCCUUCCUGAUGUAAUGUCACAGGAUGCUUCACAGAAACUGAACCUGGGAAGCUAAUGCUGACUGGUUCAUUUAAAAUAGCUCCAAAUAGGUUGGUUGGUUGGUAAAAAAAGAGAACUUACUUUAAGUUGUCUUCAAAGCUUGCAGCCAGGAGUGGUGGUGCUGCUUGGCUUCUCUCUGAGAGUGAAACAUGCCCAGAUUGUUCUUUCAUUUGUCUCCCAUGUUGACAGACUUCUGCAAAAAAUAACUUCCUGGGGUGCCUCUGAGAAAAAAGUCCUGAGCAAUGCUUGUGAACUCAUCAGAGUUAAGAUACAUCAGCAUCAUGAAUUUUGGUGCACUUAUUUUUCUAAGUAUGCUGUAGAGGUUUCAUUUAACAGACACUGUAAAGUGCUCUUGGCAUGCAAGCUUGUCUGCAGUGUCCUGAGUUGUCAGAGGGUUGUUCAAGAAUGGAUGGACAAAAGAAAAUUAAACUCCUGCCAGACUUCCUCAGAUUCUCCUGGUAACAUCCAAUCUGUUCACCAUUAAUGGCUGUUUGAAACUAGCAAAGUUCCACCUUUCCUUGUCCAGCCUGAAAGGGUGGAUGGGCUUUUUUAAUCAUUUCAUGCAGUUUGAAUUAAUCUUCUUGUACAUUCAAUAUUACAAGAGCAUGUGUGAGGAAGGUCUAAUCCUGCAAAAACCUGUGUGUGUUUGAAAUCCACAUUUCACCUGAACCCAGUGGAUGGGAUAAAGCAGCAGGGAAGGCAGUGCAAGUCCUGGCAUUGGCUGAAAAGGAGAGAGACACUCAAGUGUCACCCUGAUGACAAGAAAUAGUUCUCUUAAUGUGAAGCUGUUAAUAAUUGCAGCCUCCACCUAAACAAGAAACCAUUGCACUUGGAGGGAUGUUUUCUUUCAAGUGCAGAUGGAUUUGAUUAGUGCACUACCUGAAUGCACACCAUGAGAUUAUCCCCAUGAAUUAGCCCCAGUUGUCCCUUGUAAUAAAAACGUGGUACUUACGUGGUGCAAUAUCAGAACAUCACCAGAAAUCUACCUCUGUACAGGAAGGGAGGCCAGAAGUCGUGGGAAGACCUGUGUGUGUAGCUGGAACUGUGACAAAUGUCUGCUAGAGAAAGCUGGGGUGUUGCAUGACAUUUGGGAACAGAUUUCUUUUAGAAGCAACAUCCACCUCCUUCAGUCUGAUUUUCUUUAUCUGCCACGAUUUCCUCCAGAAACUCCAACGGAAUUAUCAUGUACUAAGGUGUCCUGUUCUGUUUGUAUAGGCCUGUUUCUCUGUAUAUAUGGUUUGUAGCUGGAUGCAUGUUUAAAUUAUAUGGCUUCUGCUCUUUGUA
Molecule: messenger RNA, 2595 nt
Organism: Manacus vitellinus (golden-collared manakin)
Lineage: Eukaryota; Metazoa; Chordata; Aves; Passeriformes; Pipridae
Product: nuclear prelamin A recognition factor-like
Exons: 4
Coding region: 1-705 (234 amino acids)
Cellular component (GO): lamin filament
Molecular function (GO): lamin binding
Source: RefSeq, a predicted model, not a curated record